This is a messenger RNA of Brassica oleracea var. oleracea, 1329 nucleotides long. Its product is annotated as thioredoxin-like 1-1, chloroplastic. Bases 165 to 947 code for a protein of 260 amino acids. The record is from RefSeq and is a predicted model, not a curated record. The transcript is spliced from 4 exons. Lineage: Eukaryota; Viridiplantae; Streptophyta; Magnoliopsida; Brassicales; Brassicaceae. Gene Ontology annotation, biological process: cell redox homeostasis.
AUAAAUUUUCUCGUGCAAGAGAAAAAAAAACAAAAAAAAAAACAAAAGCCCUGCUGGCGAUUAAAGAUUGCUGAGAAGACACGUUGUCUCCGUGAGAAAGAGAGAGAGUUGCUUUUCUUCUUCUAGAGUCUCUUCUCGUUCUAAAUUUGAUUACUUUUCUUCUAAUGGCGGAAGCAGCAAUUAGCAGAACGAAUCUGAUAUUCCGAGGAGCUUGCGUGAAUCAACACCACCAUGCAGAUGAUUACUCUGUCUCAUCACCUGUGAGUUUCGGUCUGAGAAAGAGCUUCCCUUCUCUCAAGCUGAAGCCUUUUAAUCAAUUCCAGAGCUCCCGAUCAUCAUCCAUCACAGCUCAGACGACGCUGAGGAUCGGGACGCCUCAGAAAUGGUGGGAGAAGGGUCUGAAAGAGAACAUGAGAGAGAUCUCUUCAGCUCAGGAGCUUGUUGACUCUCUAACCAACGCUGGUGAUAAGCUCGUUGUGGUUGACUUCUUCUCUCCUGGCUGUGGUGGAUGCAAGGCUCUUCAUCCUAAGAUAUGUCAGUUGGCAGAGCAGAACCCUGAUGUGCAGUUUCUUCAGGUGAACUACGAGGAGCACAAGUCCAUGUGUUACAGUCUCGGUGUCCACGUCCUCCCUUUCUUCCGAUUCUACCGAGGCGCUCAUGGUCGUGUCUGCAGCUUCAGCUGCACAAAUGCUACGAUCAAGAAGUUCAGAGAUGCGUUGGCGAAGCAUAGUCCAGAUAGGUGCAGCCUCGGACCGACCAAAGGGCUUGAAGAGAAGGAGCUUGUGGCGCUUGCAGCUAACAAAGAACUCAACUUUAGUUACACACCGAGGGCUGUACCAGUUGAGGAAGAAGAAGCUCCCGUCCCCGCUUCAAAACCAGGUCUUCCUGUUCCUCAUUCAUCCAUGAGCGCCAAUGAUGAGAAGACAUUGGUCUCCGCAGGGAGAUGAUAUGGUUCUCUGUGAAAGAAUAAACAUUUCUCUGUACAGUUUGGUUGUACUAGCAACUGGAUAUAUAUGUUGCAGUACCUAAAAGUUGUAAGUUCUUGGAGCAGCCGGUUUAAUGGGGGUUUAGUUUUUUUUUCGGGUUCCCCUGAGCAAAACCGGUUUCAUGUGGUUUUCCUAGAGCAAGACCAGUUCCUAUGGUUCUCGAGUUUUGCUCAGUUCUUAUGGGAUUUAGAGUGGAAGGUCAUGUGCACACAAUGGAAGCUUUCUACUUCAAUCUGCUUCAGUAGGAUGCUUUGUUUCUUUGGCUUGUUUUUUUUUUUUUAACUGCUUUAAGGUAUUUCUAUGCAAGUAAAAACAUCCAGUGAAAAUUAUGUUGCAAAUAUCA